Messenger RNA from [Torrubiella] hemipterigena, 291 nucleotides. Lineage: Eukaryota; Fungi; Ascomycota; Sordariomycetes; Hypocreales; Clavicipitaceae. The record is from the annotation of a GenBank genome assembly.
AUGUCCGUGGUCUGUUACGGUGGCAGCGUGCUCGCCGUGGCCAAGCACGUCAACGCCCGCGUCAAGUCUUCUAUUCUCUACGAGGACGUCGCCACAGCCAUUGACGGCGGCAGAGAUGCCAAAGACGCCGGUGCUAAUGAGCUCCUCGGCUGCGGCAAGAAUGGUGGCCAGAUGGGCGUCGCUGCCAACCUGACCAACCCGCUGUACAGCACCAAGGCUCACAAGGACAGUGGUGCAAAGCCCGAGGGUAUUAUUAUCAAGUUGGUCAAGGCUCCUCCUCCUUCUGCUUAG